Adineta steineri is the source of this 1827-nucleotide messenger RNA. The record is from the annotation of a GenBank genome assembly. Lineage: Eukaryota; Metazoa; Rotifera; Eurotatoria; Adinetida; Adinetidae.
AUGAGUUCGAUACUGCCGUCUUCAAAUUCAUAUGACGAUUUCAAUACAUGGUCACCUUCAAUUCCAGAAUACUGUUUACAAAAUGAGUUAAGCGAUAAUGAUAUAUUAGCGAUUGAUUUACCUGGUAAUCAAAAGCCAUCACAAAAUAAUAUAGUCUCAAUUCCUUCAACACCACCACCAUCUCCUUCUAAUUUUGCUAAUUAUAUGGAUAAAUACUUACGUCCAGUUCCACAGGAUUGUCCACUACCUGAUUUUAGCGAUGUUGAUAAAUUGGUGGCUUCGUUAUUUGGCGAUAAAGAAUCACCACAAGAUGAUCUUGAUAAAUACUUACGUCCAGUUUCACAGUAUUGCCAAUAUGAUGAUGUCAGCAAUGUUGAUAAAUUGAUGACUGCAGUAUUUCGUGAUAAGAAACGAUUACAAAAUUCGCCGGACUAUCAUAGGAUAUCACAGAAUAGAUUUAUUCCUACUGAAGUCGAUAUGGAAGUUAUGCAGGAGAUCAAUCAAAGCCAGCUAGAAGGUGGAUAUGCUAAUCGUGUACUAAUUUAUGACCAAGGUCAAUCUAUUCAGUGUCCACCUGUAACAAAUGGACUUCGUUUUCAUCAGGGUGGCAUGAAUCCUGGACCUUCGUUCAAUAAUAACCAAGAAUUUAACGCUUUCAUGGGCUAUGAGCCAAGCUACGAACAAAAUUUUCUUGAUAAUUAUGAUUUUGGAACUGCUCAAAUAGCAACGCUUGAUGAUUCGAAUAUGCAGGUGCAGGAUGAAUCUACAUGUGAUUUUGAACUAACAUCGUCUUCAUUAAAAACCGCAAAUCCCAUAGAAAUAUCACAAAAUCCACAACAAUCGGGUUCACAACGUAUAGAUAGAAACGAAUGGUUUAUUGUGUCUAAAGUUGAUGGAAAAAAACGUGCACCUUUAUUGCAUGAAUUUCUUCGACGAUUACUCGAUAAUCAAAAGUAUUCGCAUGUUGCUCAGUAUGUAGAUCGCAAGAAAGGUAUCUUCACAUUUUAUCAACGAGAAGAAGCAGCUAAUUUAUGGCAACAUGUUAAAGCAAGAAAUUCAGAUUCAAAAAUGACAUAUGAUAAAUUAGCACGAGGCAUUAGAUAUUAUUAUUCCGGUGGAAUUAUACGACGAACUGCUGGACGAUUUACUUUUCGAUUUGGAAUUAUAUUGGCAUCUAUUAAACGUAGUCCUAUUGAAAUAGCUGAUGCUAUAAAAAAUUUUAAUUCAAAACUAAAUUCAAUUGAACUUAUACAACAUUUAAUUCAAUAUAUACCUAAUGAAACAGAGAUUGAUGCAUUUAAUCAAUUAUCUAUCGCUAAAGAAAAAUUAUCUCCAGCUGAUCGACUUGUGUAUGAGAUUCUGUUAAUACCAUACUACAAGGAACGAUUAAAUACAAUCAAAUUCAAAUUAAUAUUUGCUGAUAAUUGUAAUUUAUUAAAUGCACAAAUACGAUUGGUCAAUGAAGCUUGUACUUUUUUAUAUCAUUCGUCACAUAUUAAAGAAUUACUUGAAAUAAUACUUUCCGUACUUAAUCAUUUGAAUUCAACUCCAACACAUCGAAUACUUACAUUAGAUGAUUUAUCAAAAGUAUGUGAUUUAAAAACACCUAAAACACGUAUACCAAUUAUGAAUAUUAUUUCUCAAAUUUGUAAUGAUCGUCAUUCAGAUAUAUUUGAUCUCAAACAAAAUUAUAAUUUAAUUUCAACUGCGAGCAAAAUUGAUUUAACUAUAAUUAAAUACGAAAUUGAACAAAUGAAACAACAAUCUGAACAAAUACAAAUAUGGUUAAAUAAAUUCGACGAUAGAAUAGAUAUUGAAGUAAUAUAA